GUGCUGCACUCAUAGGGAGGAACAAUUACUUACCCGUCGAGUGUGGAAUGGAAGUGUCAGAAACAUCACAAAGAAAAAAUCAAUCUGUUUCAGACAUGGCCCAGAAAGCAGAAACUGUCUCCUGGAAAAAGUUCUUUGUCAUUUUGGCGGGAAGAACUAAUGAUGCUCAUCUAGAGUUUGUGGCGAAGCUUGAAAGCAUUGGCCAAACUGAGGUGAACUCUCCAGAAGAAAGUGACUACCUUCUGGUUUUCUGUCCUGUUGCUUCAAGAGUUGGAACGGUCGUCAACGAGGCCGUGGAGAAGAUUCAAGGUGGUAAACCAGCAAUUCUGGUCGUGAUGCAUCACACCUUCAAUCCUGUCCAAGUUUUAACUGAAAGCAGAAGACUGGUGGACAACCCCAAUGUUAAGGUUACUGUGGACUGUCUGUUCUAUGAGGACAAACUCCUGACGUCCAACCGAAAUGAUACUGCAUGGUGUGAUGUCCAGAAGUAUCUUGGAGUUUCCAAGUUCUCUAUCUUUGAAGUCGAAUUAAUUAAUUUCAUGCAUAGGAAGCGUGACAGCAAUCAUGAACUUCAGAUUUCAGUGCCCCAGAAAAAGUUCUUUGUCAUCUUGGCGGGAAAAACUAAUGAUGCUCAUCUUGAGUUUGUGGCAAAGAUUGAAAGCAUUGGUCAUACUGAGGUGAACUCUCCAGAAGAAAGUGACUACCUUCUGGUUUUCUGUCCUGUUGCUUCAAGAGUUGGAAGCGACGUCAGCGAGGCCCUGGAGAAACUUCCAGGUGGUAAACCAGCAAUUCUGGUCGUGAUGCAUCACACCUUCAACCCUGACCAAGUUCUACCUGAAAGCAGAAGACUGGUGGACAACCCCAAUGUUGAGCUUACUGUGGACUGUCUGUUCUAUGAGGGCAAACUCCUGGAGUCCAACCGAAAUUAUACUGCAUGGAUUGAUGUCCAGAAGUUUCUUGGAGUUUCCAAGCAGCCUACCUUGGUAGCCAAAUUUAUGAAUUACAUCAGAAGGAAGUUUGACAUCAAUCAUGAACUUCAGAUUUCAGUGCCCCAGAAAAAGUUCUUUGUCAUCUUGGUGGGAAAAACUAAUGAUGCUCAUCUUGAGUUUGUGGCAAAGAUUGAAAGCAUUGGUCAUACUGAGGUGAACUCUCCAGAAGAAAGUGACUACCUUCUAGUUUUCUGUCCUGUUGCUUCAAGAGUUGGAACAGACGUCAGCGAGGCCCUGGAAAACCUUCCAGGUGGUAAACCAGCAAUUCUGGUCGUGAUGCAUCACACCUUCAACCCUGACCAAGUUCUAGCUGAAAGCAGAAGACUGGUGAACAACCCCAAUGUUAAGCUUACUGUGGACUGUCUGUUCUAUGAGGACAAACUCCUGACGUCCAACCGAAAUUAUACUGCAUGGAUUGAUGUCCAGAAGUAUCUUGGAGUUUCCAAGAUCUCUGUCUUGGUAGCUGAAUUCAUUAAUUACUUCAAAAUGAAGCUUGACAGCAAUCAUCAACUUCAGAUUUCAGUGUCCCAGAAAAAGUUCUUUGUCAUCUUGGCGGGAAAAACUGAUAAUGCUCAUCUUGAGUUUGUGGCAAAGCUUGAAAGCAUUGGCCAUACUGAGGUGAACUCUCCAGAAGAAAGUGACUACCUUCUGGUUUUCUGUCCUGUUGCUUCAAGAGUUGAAAGGGACGUCAGCGAGGCCCUGGAAAACCUUCCAGGCGGUAAACCAGCAAUUCUGGUCGUGAUGCAUCACACCUUCAACCCUGACCAAGUUCUAGCUGAAAGCAGAAGACUGGUGAACAACACCAAUGUUAAGGUUACUGUGGACUGUCUGUUCUAUGAGGGCAAACUCCUGACGUCCAACCGAAAUGAUACUGCAUGGCAUGAUGUCCAGAAGUAUCUUGGAGUUUCCAAGGUCUCCACCUUUCAAACCAUGUUCAAUAUGUCCCAGAAAAAGUUCUUUGUCAUCUUGGUGGGAAAAACUGAUGAUGCUCAUCUUGAGUUUGUGGCAAAGCUUGAAAGCAUUGGUCAUACUGAGUUGAACAAUCCAGAAGAAAGUGACUACCUUCUGGUUUUCUGUCCUGUUGCUUCAAGAGUUGAAAGGGACGUCAGCGAGGCCCUGGAAGACCUUCCAGGUGGUAAACCAGCAAUUCUGGUUGUGAUGCAUCACACUUUCAAUGCUGACCAAGUUCUAGCUGAAAGCAGAAGACUGGUGGACAACCCCAAUGUUGAGCUUACUGUGGACUGUCUGUUCUAUGAGGGCAAACUUCUGACGUCCAACCGAAAUGAUACUGCAUGGCGUGAUGUCCAGAAGUAUCUUGGAGUUUCCAAGGAGUCUACCUUGAAAACCUGGCUAGCCAAAUCCAUGAAUUACAUCAAAAGUAAGCAUGACAGCAGUCAUGAACAUCAGAUUUCAGUGUCCCAGAAAAAGUUCUUUGUCUUCUUGGUGGGAAAAACUAAUGAUGCUCAUCUUGAGUUUGUGGCAAAGCUUGAAAGCAUUGGUCAUACUGAGGUGAACUCUCUAGAAGAAAGUGACUACCUUCUGGUUUUCUGUCCUGCUGCUUUAAAUGUUGGAACAGACGUCAGCGAGGCCCUGGAAAACCUUCCAGGUGGUAAACCAACAAUUCUGGUCAUGAUGCAUCACACCUUAAACCCUGAUCAAGUUAUAGCUGACAGCAGAAGACUGGUGAACGUUAAUGUUAAACUGACUGUGGACUGUCUGUUCUAUAAGGACAAACUCCUGACGUCCAACCGAAAUGAUACUGCAUGGUUUGAUGUCCAGAAGCAUCUUGGAGUUUCCAAGGUAAAGUUCUUUGUCAUCUUGGCGGGAAAAACUAAUGAUGCUCAUCUGGAGUUUGUGGCAAAGCUUAAAAGCAUUGGCCAAACUGAGGUGAACUCUCCGGAAGAAAGUGACUACCUUCUGGUUUUCUGUCCUGUCGCUUCAAGAGUUGGAAGGGAUGUCAGCGAGGCCCUGGAGAAACUUCCAGGUGAUAAACCAGCAAUUCUGGUCGUGAUGCAUCACACCUUCAAUCCUGACCAAGUUCUAGCUGAAAGCAGAAGACUGGUGAACAACCCCAAUGUUAAGGUUACUGUGGACUGUCUGUUCUAUGAGGACAAACUCCUGAAGUCCAACCGAAAUUAUACUGCAUGGAUUGAUGUCCAGAAGUAUCUUGGAGUUUCCAAGGUCUCUAUCUUGGUAGCUAAAUUCAAGAAUUUCCUCAGCAGCAACGUUGACUUCAUUCAUGAAUUUCAGAUUUUAGUGUCCCAGAAAAAGUUCUUUGUCAUCUUGGCGGGAAAAACUAAUGAUGCUCAUCUAGAGUUUGUGGCAAAGAUUGAAAGCAUUGGCCAUACUGAGGUGAACUCUCUAGAAGAAAGUGACUACCUUCUGGUUUUCUGUCCUGUUGCUUCAAGAGUUGGAGGGGACGUCAGCGAGGCCCUGGAGAAACUUCCAGGUGAUAAACCAGCAAUUCUGGUCAUAAUGCAUCAGACCUUUGAACCUGACAAAGUUCUACCUGAAAGCAGAAGACUGGUGGACAACCCCAAUGUUGAGGUUACUGUGGACUAUCUGUUCUAUGAGGGCAAACUCCUGAAGUCCAACCGAAAUGAUAUUGCAUGGAUUGAUGUCCAGAAGUAUCUUGGAGUUUCCAAGGUCUCUAUCUUGGUAGCUGAAUUCAAGAAUUUCCUCAGUAGCAACCUUGACUUCAUUCAUAAAUUUCAGAUUUUAGUGUCCCAGAAAAAGUUCUGUGUCAUCUUGGCGGGAAGAACUAAUGAUGCUCAUCUAGACUUUGUGGCAAAGCUUGAAAGCAUUGGCCAUACUGAGGUGAACUCUCCAGAAGAAAGUGACUACCUUCUAGUUUUCUGUCCUGUCGCUUCAGGAGUUGGAACGGACGUCAGCGAUGCCCUGGAGAAACUUCCAGGUGCUAAACCAGCAAUUCUUGUUGUAAUGCAUCACACCUUCAACCCUGAACAAGUUGUAGCUGAAAGCAGAAGACAGGUGGACAACCCCAAUGUUGAGCUUACUGUGGACUGUCUGUUCUAUGAGGGCAAACUCCUGAAGUCUAUCCAAAAUGAUACUGCAUGGAUUGAUGUCCAGAAGUAUCUUGGAGUUUCCAAGGAGUCUACCUUGGGAGCCAUGAAUAACAUCAGUAGGAAGCGUGACAGCAAUCAUGAACUUCAGAUUUCUGUGUCCCAGAAAAAGUUCUUUGUCAUCUUGGCGGGAAAAACUAAUGAUGCUCAUCUUGAGUUUGUGGCAAACCUUAAAAGCAUUGGUCAUACUGAGGUGAACUCUCCAGAAGAAAGUGACUACCUUCUGGUUUUCUGUCGUGUUGCUUCAAGAGUUGGAACGGAUGUCAGCGAUGCCCUGGACAAACUUCCAGGUGGUAAACCAGUAAUUCUGGUCGUGAUGCAUCACACCUUCAGUCCUGACCAAGUUCUAGCUGAAAGCAGAAGACUGGUGGACAACCCCAAUGUUGAGCUUACUGUGGACUGUCUGUUCUAUAAGGACAAACUCCUGAUGUCCAACCGAAAUGAUACUGCAUGGCGUGAUGUCCAGAAGUAUCUUGGAGUUUCCAAGGUCUCCACCUUUCGAGCCAUAUUCAAUAGUAAGCGUGACAGCAAUGAUGAACUUCAGAUUUCAGUGUCCAAGAAAAAGUUCUUUGUCAUCUUGGUGGGAAAAACUAAUGAUGCUCAUCUUGAGUUUGUGGCGAAGCUUGAAAGCAUUGGCCAGACUGAGGUGAACUCUCCAGAAGAAAGUGACUACCUUCUGGUUUUCUGUCCUGUUGCUUCAAGAGUUGGAACAGACGUCAGCGGGGCCCUGGAAAACUUUCCAGGUGAUAAACCAGCAAUUCUUUUUGUGAUGCAUCACACCUUCAACCGUGACCAAGUUCUAGCUGAAAGCAGAAGACUGGUGGACAACCCCAAUGUUGAGCUUACUGUGGACUGUCUGUUCUAUGAGGACAAACUCCUGAAGUCCAACCGAAAUGAUACUGCAUGGAUUGAUGUCCAGAAGUAUCUUGGAGUUUCCAAGGAGUCUACCUUGAAAGCCUUGGGAGCCAAAAUCAUGAAUAACAUUAGUUGGAAGCGUGACUUCAAUCAUGAACUUCAGAUUUCAGUGUUCCAGAAAAAGUUCUUUGUCAUCUUGGCGGGAAAAACUAAUGAUGCUCAUCUAGAGUUUGUGGCAAAGCUUAAAAGCAUUGGCCAUACUGAGGUGAACUCUCCAGAGGAAAGUGACUACCUUCUGGUUUUCUGUCCUGUCGCUUCAAGAGUUGGAAGGGCCGUCAGCGAUGCCCUGGAGAAACUUCCAGGUGAUAAACCAGCAAUUCUGGUCGUGAUGCAUCACACCUUCAACCGUGACCAAGUUGUAGCUGAAAGCAGAAAACUGGUGAACAACCCCAAUGUUAAGGUUACUGUGGACUGUCUGUUCUAUGAGGACAAACUCCUGAAGUCCAACAGAAAUGAUAUUGCAUGGAUUGAUGUCCAGAAGUAUCUUGGAGUUUCCAAGGUCUCCACCUCUCCAGCCAAAUUCAAUCGUGUCUCUUUUCCAAGUCUUCCCAGAUUCUUUAAGCACUAGUAACUGUGACUGCAAUCAAUGAACUUCCGAUUUCAGAUCAAAUGUUCUUUCCUUUGAAUUAAGGGAUAUUGAUGUUGGAAUUAUUCAUCUAAUAUGUGAACAAAACAAUUUCAGUUAUUUCAAUUGUAAAUGAUACCAAGUGACUAGUUUAUCAGUUCUUCUUCCUCGUAGUUUCUUUCAUUGGCUGCCUUUUUUUUUCCAGACUAAGCAUAGGUAAACAGGACAACAAGCUCAACAAAAUAGACAUAAACUACUAUGUACAGUUAUAUCUAUCUAUCUAUCUAUCUAUCUAUCUAUCUAUCUAUCUAUCUAUCUAUCUAUCUAUCUAUAAACCAAUAAAUAAUUAACAUUUGAGAGUACAAAGGAUGCUGAAAUAAAUAAUUACAUGCAGGUUUCUUUAUGUACAUUAGGUAGGUGGAUAUUACAGUAUAUAUACUGUGUGCACAUUGUGGGUAAAUGUGUUUGAAUGAUUCUAUUUCUGUUUUAAAAAAGUGAAUUUCAACAAUGUAUUUGCUCCUCCUGUCAAUACUGGGUUUUAAGUGAUGGGAACAAACUCAAAUAAUGAGAGUGUACAGCCAGGGUAACGACCAGAGUUAUUUCUCAACUCCAGUAAUUGUGCUUUAGAGAUACACGCUUUGUGGUAUGUACUGUUUAAAGGUGUUAUCAUGUUUUAAAUGAAGAGAAAACAUCACUGUAAAAUAAUGAUUGCUGCUACUUUGUACUCAUUCAGACAUCAGGACUGUAUGUGUUACCUUCAUGAAGAAUAAACACAAAUUUAACAAGUGA
Molecule: messenger RNA, 6341 nt
Organism: Dicentrarchus labrax (European seabass)
Lineage: Eukaryota; Metazoa; Chordata; Actinopteri; Moronidae
Exons: 37
Coding region: 48-5555 (1835 amino acids)
Source: RefSeq, a predicted model, not a curated record